Messenger RNA from Schistocerca gregaria, 9275 nucleotides. Its product is annotated as lachesin-like. The coding region runs from base 152 to 1471 and encodes 439 amino acids. The record is from RefSeq and is a predicted model, not a curated record. Gene Ontology annotation, cellular component: neuron projection. The transcript is spliced from 10 exons. NCBI's taxonomy places the organism in Eukaryota, Metazoa, Arthropoda, Insecta, Orthoptera, Acrididae.
GGCCCACGCCAGCGGCCACAGCACCGCACAGUAGCGCCGGCCGCCGCCCGACAACACGCCCUCCUCGCUCGCGCGGACGCUCACGCUACGCGCCCGCCGGCCGGCCACGCAGCUGCCAGGAGUCUGGUGAGGGCGGCGGUGAUGUGAGGCCAUGUUCCUGCUGGUGGUAGCCUCGUGGGUGGCGCUCCUGGGGGUCGUCCUGCCCGGGAACAACGUCGGAGCUGCCUUCCAGCCAGAGUUCGCGGCACCACUGGCCAACUUGACGGUGGCCGUGGGCCGGGACGCCACCUUCACGUGCCAGGUUCGACACCUGGGGGGCUACAGGGUGGGCUGGGUGAAGGCAGACACGAAAGCCAUCCAGGCGAUACACGACCACGUGAUCACGCACAAUCCGCGUGUAUCUGUCUCGCACGACGACCACUCAACGUGGAACCUGCACCUGCGCAACGUGCAAGAGGAAGAUCGCGGCCAGUACAUGUGUCAAGUCAACACUGACCCCAUGAAGAGUCAGAUGGGCACUCUGCACGUGGUGGUGCCGCCGGACUUCAUCGCGGAGGACACGUCUGGCGACAUGGUGGUGCCCGAGGGCGGCACGGUGAGGCUGACGUGCCGCGCACGUGGACACCCAGCUCCGCACGUGCAGUGGCGGCGCGAGGACAGCGCCGACCUGGUCGUCAAGGAUCCCUCCGGCAUCAAGACCAGGGUGCCCAUAUACCAGGGAGAGGUGCUGAAGCUGACCAAGGUGUCCCGCUCCGAGAUGGGGGCGUACCUGUGCAUCGCGUCGAACGGCGUACCCCCGUCUGUCAGCAAGCGAGUCAUGGUCAACGUGCACUUCCACCCAGUGAUUCAGGUACCGAACCAGCUGGUUGGUGCGCCGCUGGGCACUGACGUCACGCUCGAGUGCAACGUGGAAGCCUCCCCGACGUCCAUCAACUAUUGGGUGAGGGACACUGGCGAGAUGCUGAUCUCCAGCGAGAAGUACGAGGUGAAGACGGUGAGCAAGUCCAUGUUCGAGACCAGGAUGGUGCUGGUGGUGCGCAACUUCCAGGAGAAGGACCUGGGCUCCUACCGCUGCGUCGCCAAGAACUCGCUGGGGGAGGUUGAGUCCAGCAUACGCCUGUACGAGAUACCGGGCCCGACGAGGCGCGUCUACCCGUACGAGCGGGAUGAGUACGUGGACCAGUACGGCUCCGCGGAGGAGGAGCUCGACCUGGACGGCGGCUAUGCCCCCGGCGCCGGUGCCGCCCCCGCCGCCCCCGCAACGCUGGGGCCGGCCAGGGACCACCAGCAGCCGCCGCCGCCCGCCACCGCAGGCAUGGGCACCGGCUCCGGCAGCCGAGGCAGCGGCGGAAGGGGCUCGUCGCCUGGCAACGCGGGGCGACCUGCCAGCGGCUCUACGACUCGCCCAGCCGUGACGUCACACGCCGUGGUCUCCGCCGCCGCAGCAGUUCUGGUCUGCGCGGUGCUAUGACGCAGUCCGCUGCGCUAACCUGACGCGACCUCGUGCCUGCGGAAACGGUCACUGCCAGGCGUACAGCGAACGGGCGUCGGUAGCCGCGACAGCGAGGACACUGAAGGCGGGCGCUGCUUCUGCGCUUGCGUGAAUGGGCACUCUCGUCAAAUUGCUUAAUGAUGACGGAAACAGGCAAAUUUUCAUCGAUACGCGUCCCACUUGUUAUCUGCUCGAAUCCUCACUUCGGGGACAGCCUCCGAUGCUCCGCUUUCUUCCUAGUUAUUGUUUCUCUUCUGGGAAUGAAGCACCUGAAUCUGUCCUUCGAAAUCAUUCGCCUUCACACGAAGGAGUAAAAACGCCAAGUAAAGGCGACGUUCCUGGAGACUCUCUCGCGUGACAUCCUGCGAGAGUGCUCCACCAAUUCUCAUGCUGGUAGUUUCCCUGCUCAUGAAAGUUUUCCAAAUACGUGGCUUCCGGCCAUUAGAGAGUGUUGAGUAUCAUCAUAAUGAUCUGUACAUCAAAACGCUUCCAUUGUUAGACACUUACAAUAUAAUUUUAAGUUGUUUUUCCCUCCAUCGCUAUAAUUUUGUAAUAGCAAUAGCAUUAUCGUGGCUGAAAGUUAACGAUACUACUCGUUUAUCGGAUUUUAUUACAUUAAACGAAUUCAGUUAAUUGAUAUUAGUACUACCGAUCUUUCACUAUAUCGUCCUAGCCAACAACUUUCAGGGCUAGACGUUUUCCAGCCUGGUCUCCUCUAUGUUGGGAAGCCUACCUCAGCCACAGUCUCCCUUCAUUCAGCGUUUUAUUCUCAAUGUUUUGUGUGAGAUAGCCCAAUUUAUAUUCUUCCUUCCUCCUAACGGUAAGAUCUCUUGCACCAUGACUUGAUUUCAUUUCCAAGCACAAUGAUGACUAAUCGGAGAGUUUUCACACAUAUGCACUUCUGUGCACAAAGUACAACCCCGUAAGAACGUAUAUGCACACCAAAAGCAGACGAUAGUAUUCGAAGGUAUCGAUAUCUAGUAAACUGACUGUCUGAGGGAAAUAUGCUCUACAUUCAUAUUGCAAACAAUAUACCUUGCAGUAGCGUAUGAAAAGGAGUAAACACUAUCACUCUUAAUAGUGAGUCGAAGUGCUACCUACAACUUCAGAUUAUCAAAAUUAGUUAUUCAAGCUGAAAAUAUGCGUUGGCUUGUCCAGCCUCAUCCAACUGCCGAUUAAAAAAGAACAGUAUAGAUCUGAUACGAAAAACGGCGUGACAUUGAUUCCUAGGAGCCCCACACGCCAAAUCAUAAAUGCAGCUGCCCUCAGAUUCUGUGCAACUACAUUAGUAGCAAUUAAGGAUGUUUAGUUGGUUUCUUAAAAGAUACAGCCUGCUCCUGCUUGUAAAGAAACAAGCAUCUGGUAAAGGUUAUGUUUAUAUUUUCCUCCUAAUUGCUGGAGGUGAUUUAGCUGCGUAUUUGCUUUUAUCGCGCAAUAUGAUGAUGGAAAGAAAUUUAACAAAGCACACAUUCACGCCGGAAUUUAUGAGUUAAGUCAGAUGAAAGCCUCCUUUACGAAUUACAUAAUGUGUUGUAUAUAUUCGUCCCAAACAACAUGAAUUUAGUGUGUGGAAGAAUUAGCAUGGUACGUCAAAGUAGUGCAAAACACGUACGUCAGAAAAAGAUCUCAUCUCAAGACUGGAACAGUUGCGAUAAAUAUCUCAUCUCAGAGCUCCCACAGGUGAGAUAACGGCCUUGACAUUAAAUACACAUUUGAGUUGUUUAUCCGCUCAUUCUUCCACUUUUCACACUCUUCGUUUCAGUCCCACUAACGAGUUCUUCCUUGGGAUUUCCGAAGGACACCUGUAACUACACGGUUGUCAUCUCAACACAACUGGUGCCCCUGUCUAGAAGGGUUUACAGAACUGACGCUCCUCUCUAAGCAGCAGCUGGUCCAGACAAUGGGUGGACGUCGCACAGAGUUAGCAAAAUGUCGUAUCAGUCAUUGUGAAGGGCAACUAUUGUGAAACUGUUUAGACAUUUCGGUAAUCCUGUCUUUCUGAGAGCAAAGUAUAAUGAAUAAUCACUCGGUUUCUUCAGAGAUGACGAUGACCACAAAUGUCUGCAAAUUGUCAUUACUGACUUAACUUGGUAAUCAUUUAUCGUACUCUGCUGUCGGAAUAUUGAAUAAGUAAACUAUCCUAGAGUAACAUGACGGAAAAAAGUGCCGGAUCUGGGUGCGUAUCAUAUCUAACAAAUUUUAAAAUCCACAUUUAAUUUACUAUUCUGUCACAUACAUUCCGAGUACAUUGCCCUAACAGGUCUGCACCAGAUUUGCCGGCAAGAGACACAUCUUACGAUUUCAGACCGUCGGAGAUAUUCUUAUGCUCUCUUACUUACGGUUACCAUCUGCCAAUUUAAUUAAUCAUAACAACAUUUAGAAAUUGGUCUUUCCAGUGGCCUCUACCUGAAAGUGUUACUUUUUGAAAAGCUUUGCAUGUACAAAACCUCUCAUACAGUUCGGAACAUCUAGGUCAUGCUGAAUCGUCAUUAUGCAAUCGCAGGUCUUUAAGUUCUUUAUGUAUUUCCGAUCACGAAUGACCGUAAACUCCAAAAUUGGUCUUACACGCUUAUUCAGUCCAGUGACUUGCCAGCUACCCAUUUUGGCAGGGCCGCUACAUGAAACAUUACCUCAAACGUAGGGAUGCUCUACGAGUCUUUCCUUCCACAUGCGUUGCAGCUACAGUUUCAGCCACCAUUAGCGUCGUAAUGUGUGUCCAGACGACUCUAUCUCUUCUGUUUAUUUUGUUCUUUAUUCGUCAUUUUCUAUGUUGAUUCGAUUCAAGACAUCAUGCUUGAUACAUCCAUUUAAUCUUACUCUCUAUCCAAUAACACCUCUUUUCAUAGGCUUCUACUUGUUUUAUUUCUCCCUUCCCCACUAUCCUUGUUUUACAAUGGGAAAUUUGCAUUAAUAUUUUCUCAUGUCAAGGUUUAUACUUUGGUUUGUUUCGUUUGUUUGCCUCAUUUUGUUGUAAGUCUUUUUGUAUUCUUCAAUCCUAGAUACUAUGUCAGUUUCGCACCUUGCUUUUCUCUCUAUCUACUUUCCAAAUAGAAAAUUUUUAAGUUUAAUUUUCCUAUUUAGCGUAUACACCAUUAUGUUACUUUUUCUUUUGUUAAAACCACCACAUAUCUCACUUUCCAUUUUAUUCAAUGUACUCAAAUCAAUUGCUAUUCACUUAUGCCGACUUCCACUUUUCUUUCUUCUCACUGGUUGUAUACUGCCCGCCACGAAUUUCUCUCCUGUGUUAAUGUUUGCAUCUCAGAGUAGCAUUUGCAGCAUACGUUUCCUAUUAUUUGGUGGUGCAUUCCAAUCUCUGUCUUCCUAUAGAGGUUUUACCGUCUAAAGCUCCUUCUAGAACCAAGUAAUUAUUUCCUGAUAUCUUUACAGAGAUCCUAUCAUCCUGUCCCUUCUCCUUGAUAGUGUUUUCCACAUAUUUCUUUACUCUCCGAUUCAGCGCAGUACCUCCUCGUUCUUUACCUUAGCAUCCAGCUAAUUUUCGUCAUUCCUCUGUAGCACCACAUGUCAGAGUCUUCGACUCUCCUCUGAUCUGCUUUCUUCACAGUCCAUAUCUCCCUACCAUACAAUGCUGUGCGCCAGACGUACAUUCCAAGAAGUUAAGACAUAUGUUUGAUACUAACGAACUUCUCUUGGACAGGAAUACCCUUUUUGCCAGUGCUAGUCUGGUUUUUAUGUCCUGCGUGUUCCGUCCGUGCCGAAUCAUUUAGUUGUCUAGGUAUCAGAAUUCCUUAACUUGGUCCACUUCGUGAUCCCUUGUUCUGAUGUUAAGUUUCUCACUGUUCUCAUUUUUGCUACUUCUCAUUACUUUCGUCUUUCUUCGAUUUGCUCUCAGUUCAUUUUAUUAACUCAUUAGACUAUUCUUUCCAUUAAACACAUUCUGUAAUUUUUCUUCAUUUUCAGUCUGGAUAACAAUGUCAUCAGCGAAUGUUAUCAUUGAUAUCCCUUCAUCCUGAAUUUUAAUCCCACACUUGAACCUUUCCCUUAUUUCCGUCGUUUUGCUUCUUCGAUGUACAGACUGAACAGUAAAGGUGAAGACUACACCCAGGUCUUACACUCUUUUCAAUCCGAGCACUUCGUUCUUUGUCUUCCAGUCUUAUUGUUCCCCUCCCGGGUUUUUCAACUAUUAUACACUACCCGUCAUUCCCUUUAGCUUGUCCUAAUUCUCUCAGAAUUUCUAACAUCUUGUAGCAUUUUACACCAACGGACGCUUUUUGGAGGUCGACAAAUCCUGUGAACGUUUCUUCGUUUUUCUUUAGGCCUGCUUUCAUUAUCAGGCGGUGCGUCAGAAUAGCCUCUGUGGUGCCUUUAUCUUUUCGAAAGCCAAACUAGUAGUCAGCUUUAUCAUACGUGAAUCAUGCUGACCCUCUGUCCACGAGAAAUCACUCUUACAAUGAGACAACUCUUUACUCCUCUUGCUGAGACUGAAAAAUCACUCUUACAAUGAGACAACUCUUUACUCCUCUUGCUGACACUGUAAUAUUGGGUGUGAACGUCAAUGAUAAGGAGCAAUUCUGCGGCACCAAUUUCUAUACUCUGGCCUGUGCUAAAAACAUGAUACUACUGGCUACGCCAGUCUUCUUCGCACGAAGAGAAUAACUCAUGCUUCUGUCUCUGGAGCUAACACCAAAAUGACCAAAAUUAAAUGACGUUUUACACUAAUAGGCAGCAUUAUAAGCUUUUUCGAUACAGUGCAAUGUACGUACGUCUGCAGAGGUUCGUUGUCGUUGUCUUUCAACGUAACAUCUAAGUUAUUACCCUGCGUCAAGAACCCCUUCAGUUUCUUCUUACACAAUCCAUGUUUCGACCACUCUUCCGAAUUUUCUGCUGUCCUUCCUCAGGCGUACCAGAGACACCGGGAGAGUCUAAAACUUAUUUCAGUAUAAUAUUUGUCUUACAUGCAUCCUCAAUCUACCCAUACAGUUUUAUUAGCCGCAAUGCCAGAAUUUCAUCUAGAGUGUCACUAAUUCUUCUUAAAACAAAUUAGUUCUCUCCUAAUCCAUAACAACAUUUCUUUCCGUUCUUCGAUGAAGUAAGCAUUUGAAUAUGUUCGAUACCUGCGACACUAGAGUAACUGUGUGGGUGGUGACGUUCAUCAUCUGUUGCUUGCGUGUCCGUAGCUCAGAGAUGUAAUAAAUGCUGCCAUGUGAGAGGGUUUCGCUUGUGGGAGUCACACGGAGUGCUGAAGGUCAAAAAUAGUGACGACACCAACGGUGUUGAAGAUUACAUUCGUAAUGACAACGUCCACGAAAUCACCCACGCACACACUCACCCACCCAUCCACACACACAUACACACACACAAAAUCACACACAUGUAUAAAUGCAUAGGUUACGUGCAGUUAUCUCCCGGAAACGCGGAGGUGUCUUUGAAUAGCUCUGUGCGUGUCUGGGAAGUUCGAUUACCCUUCUGAGAGAUAUGUUUCCAGCAAGGAUAGAGAAAUAAACCAACAGAUUUUAAAAAUUAGAUUCUGUAAAAUGUAAACUUUUGUCGGCCGUAAAAGUCACAAUUAAUAAAAUAUUUCGGGCUAUUAUGCCGUGGUCUAGCGGAUUACACUUUAAAAUCCUAGGUUACGUUGCCAUCUGCGGAGCACAUUUUCCUGGGAGAUCGUAGCUACUUUGAGCGUCCGACUCACACUCUGGCUCUCUACUGACUGCAGCAAAAUUUCAUUUACGGUAGCUCCUCGGCAGUGGCUUGACGUCAAGUUCUUUGAAUGUCCGUGCGUAAUUGGCCCUUGUCGACUGCCGUCAUCCAUUGUUGAAAAAAAAGGUUGAAAUGUGUGUGUAUUCCUAACGGACCAAACUACUGAGGUCAUCGGUCCCUAGACUUACACACUACUUAAACUAACUUAAAGCUAAGGACAACAUACACACACACCCCAGAGGGAGGACUCGAACCUCCGGCGGGAGGAGCUCAUACGUUUUUGUUAUCUACCGAUAGUGAAAGACUGAUAUACAUCAUCUAGAGUACCGAAAUCCGGCUGUCAUUCAGUUUCACGCCCUCGUCCCGAUUAUAGAAAUUUAUGGGGUGUUUAAUAAUCUCUAUGACCUCUUUGCAUAACCUUACAUACCACCCGCUUGUGGCUGCCAGUACUUGAGCCCUAUAAAAAUGAAUAUUCCUCAACAAUUCAUCUGUCUACAGUUGCCCUUGUGCUAUUCUAGUAGUUGCUUUGACCGUUCUUUUUGUAGUACACGAGUACAGCUCCGCACAAAUACACGGAACCCUAUAAAUUCCUGCUUUUUCCAACGGCUGCCGAUCGUCAUUGGGCACCUUUAGGGGAUUCUGUAUCAUGUGGUAUCCGGAAAGUAGCUACGAUCCCCCUUCAAAAUGUCCUCAGCAGAUGGGGACGAAACGUUGGAUUUUACUGUGAAAUCAAUUCAGUCACGGCAUAAUAGCCCGGGACAUUUUAUUAAUUGUAAAAUCAGAGACUGUUUCCGAUGAGUUGUAAUGUUUCGUAAAGCCUAUCAAAUGUUGAUUAUAACACAUCUACGAGAUUAUUAGUGCGCAAAUUACGGAGCCAUUACAUUGGUCCAGUUCACCGCAGUAAAUAGCUGCGAGUACCCUGGAUGUGACGGAACUCGGUGCUAAUCGGCAAAGCGGAGGGCGGCGCUCGGCUGUGGACCAACUUGGUUCGCGGCGCGGCCGCAGCUGACAGGCUGCUAGUGGCCCAGCGCCCUCUGCAGAGCGCGCACAGUGGCAGCCCAACCCUGCCCACGGCCAGCAAGUAGCGAGUGCCCGCAGACCGCGGCCGCAUUCCAACCGCCCACAACUGCCCGGCUCCGCGGUUUCGUCGCGCAAACUCUCACGUUGCCGCCGCCGCCGCCGCCCACGCCACCUCAGCGCAAUCUACCCCACGUCACAGUCACACCCCGGGGGUCGCGCCGGCCUAACGGCACGUGCUUUGGCUAAGCGUGCACUGACUGCUGCUUUGCAAACUACUGGUAAACUUAUUGUUGUUUGAUGUUAUGGUCUUCAGUCAGAAUUGUUGCUCCGUGCUGGUCUCCAUACUAUUCUACACUUUGCGAGCCUCUCCAUCUCUGGAUAACUACAUCAGCCUAACCUUUUCUUCAGGCAGCUGUCAGAUGCGGAUACAUGUUUCAGGAAGUUCAUGACCCUUGGCUGCAUUAGAACAAGUUAUUAAUUUGCUACCGGUUCCUCUCGCUGACUGUCAUCUGGCAGCUAAAUCAACGUCAGAAAACACAAACGAGAAUACAACUUGACGUGCAAAAUGUCAUAAAGACACGCAAUCCGAAAAAAUUAACUUAGUAAAAAAUUGGCUGCUGCAAGUCAGAUGUCAAUCAUGCUGAACCAUACAAUCGUAUUAACUGUCAUGAACAAUCAUGUAAACCGAGCGAGGUGGCGCAGUGGUUAGACACUGGACUCGCAUUCGGGAGGACGACGGUUCAAUCCCACGUCCCGCCAUCCUGAUUUAGGUUUUCCGUGAUUUUCCAAAUCGCUCCUGGCAAAUGUCGGGACGAUUCCUUUGAAAGGGCACGGCCGACUUCCUUCCCUGUCUUUCCCUAAUCCGAUGAGACCGAUGACCUCGCUGUCUGGUCUCCUUCCCCAAACAACCCAACAAUCAUGUAACUGGCUCUUUCUAGUCAGGACAUAGCAUGAGAAGCCAGAGCACUUGUAACCUCGAAGACAACACCAACAACAAUACAAAAAUAGUUUUAAGAGAAAAACAAACAACCAUAUUACAACAAUUUCAGUACAGCCAUAAGUAAAAAUGUACAAAAACAACAAUCAGGGCAAUUUUCAAAAACAG